Alnus glutinosa is the source of this 1870-nucleotide messenger RNA. RefSeq names its product nuclear transport factor 2-like. The transcript has 10 exons. NCBI's taxonomy places the organism in Eukaryota, Viridiplantae, Streptophyta, Magnoliopsida, Fagales, Betulaceae. The record is from RefSeq and is a predicted model, not a curated record. Bases 173 to 1621 code for a protein of 482 amino acids. Gene Ontology annotation, molecular function: mRNA binding. Gene Ontology annotation, cellular component: ribonucleoprotein complex; cytosol.
AUCCAAAAGCAAACCCUAAUAAAAACCCUAAGAAAAGAAAAAAGAAAGGGAGGUGAGAGGGGUCGCUGAGCAAACGCAGAGGAGAGAGACUACCCCUUCUCUCACUCUCUCUCUCUCACUGACUCACUCCCGCCGUCCGAUCUGUCCUCCUCGCUCAGAGAUCAAUUCAGUGAUGGCAUCUUCAGAACAGGAAGUCUCAGCUGCAGCUUACCCUCCUGCUGCUGAUAUUGUUGGCAAUGCCUUCGUUCACCAGUAUUACCUUAUCUUGCAUCAAUCCCCCGAGCUUGUUCAUCGAUUUUACCAGGAUAUUAGUAAGCUUGGUCGUCCUGAAGAAAAUGGGGCCAUGAGCUUUACAACCACUAUGCAAGCAAUCAAUGAGAAGAUACUCUCUCUUCAUUAUUGCGACCUCAGUGCAGAAAUCUUAACCGUGGAUGCACAAGAUUCUUUCAAUGGGGGAGUUCUUGUUCUUGUGACUGGGUAUUUGACUGGAAAGGACAGUUUGAGGCGUAAAUUUAGUCAGAGUUUCUUCCUGGCGCCUCAAGACAAAGGCUACUUUGUUCUGAAUGAUGUUUUUAGAUAUGUUGAUGAGGGGAAGCAGGGUUUGGUUAAUGAUGUUGAAACACCUCCUAGUCCUGACCUUGAGCCUUCUUCUGUCGAGCAGAACCAUAUUUCUGAGCCAGCAACUGCAGACCAUAUUUCUGAACCAGCAACUGCAGCGCCAGAGGACGUUGAUGGGGAGGAAGUGUAUAAUCCUCCUGAGAAAGUAGAAGAUUCGAUUGAAGAGGAGGAAGCACCCAUUGCUGAGGUUGUUGAUCAAAUUUCUGAUGAUUGGCAGAUUGUGGUCGAACCUAACUCUAAAAUGGAAGAGGUGCCAAAGAAGUCAUAUGCCUCUAUUGUUAAGGUUUUGAAGGAGAAUGCUGCUCCUUUUUCAACUCAAACUCUUGCUCCUCGGAAAUCUGUUCCCAAGACCCAAGAACAACCAGUGACUGCUGGACCUCCUCUUGCCCCAGUAUCUGAGAUGCUGGUUCCCAGCACAAAUGCGAAUGAAAACAGCAGCAAUAAGGAAUCUGAAGCUGAUGGUCAUUCUAUCUACAUAAAAGGCCUCCCUGUGAAUGCUACCCCUUCCAUACUCGAGAAUGAGUUCAAGAAGUUUGGACCAAUUAAGAGUGGCGGUAUUCAAGUUAGAAGCCAAAAGGGAUUUUGUUUUGGCUUUGUGGAAUUUGAGGAUGCAAGUGCUGUGCAAUGUGCAAUCGAGGCUUCGCCCAUCGCUAUCAAUGGACGCCAAGCAGUUGUUGAGGAAAAGAGGUCUACCAGCCGAGGUAACAACAGUAAGGGUCGAUUUUCAUCUGGAAGGACUGUUGGAUUUAGGAAUGAAGGACCAAGAGGGCGCGGAAACGGGAACUAUGGAGGUGGCAGAGGCUAUGGUCGUGCGGACUUUAAUGGCAGGGCCGAGUUUGGAAACAGGAGUGGCAAUCGAGGAGGAUUUUCUAGCCGUGGAGGUGACGGAUAUCAAAGGACUGAUCAGAUGGGUAGCAAUGGCGGCCGUGUGAAUCGUGCUGGUGGAUUAACCGUUAAUGCAACAGCCAGAGCUAUAGCACCUCGGAUACCUGCUACUGCCUAAGUAAUCACAGCUUGUGAGGAGGAUAGCCGUUGAAAAUUUUGUUGUGGUGACUGGAUCUUUUUUGAAUGAGCUACAUGAAAUGUGCUUCAAGAUUUACUAGUCUUCUUUUUUCUUCACUUUUAUCGGUCUUGGGUGGAUAGUGUAAUACUCCGUGAGAAUUAGUGCGUUGUGGGGAACAAUUUUCUUUUUUGAUUAGUCAUUUUUGGGGCCUUUUGGUUUUAAUGGGAAUGUUACUGUGGUUGCGCUAUA